Messenger RNA from Knipowitschia caucasica, 1821 nucleotides. NCBI's taxonomy places the organism in Eukaryota, Metazoa, Chordata, Actinopteri, Gobiiformes, Gobiidae. The record is from the annotation of a GenBank genome assembly.
AUGGAAAGAUUGGUCAACAAAACAGCAGCCGUGCCACGCCGCGCCCCCACCCCCAGCGGAGCCGUCAUGUGGCAGGAGGCCCGCAAACAUGAGCGCAAGCUUCGCGGUAUGAUGGUGGACUAUAAACGCAGAGGCGAGCGGCGGAGAGAAUACUAUGAAAAAAUUAAAAAGGAUCCUGCGCAGUUUCUUCAGGUCCAUGGCCGAUCUUAUAAGAUCCAUCUUGAUCCUGCAGUGGCUCUUGCUGCAGAAAGUCCAAUUAACAUGAUGCCAUGGCAAGUGGUUGAUGAUAACACACCAGAGCAUGAGAUGGAGGACAGGAAGUGCAACUAUGAACGAUAUAGAGGCUUGGUGCAAAAUGACUUUGCCAACAUUUCUGAAGAGCAGUGUUUAUACCAGAUUUAUUUGGAUGAACUCUAUGGAGGACUUCCAAAACCAAAUGAGGAUGAGAAGAAAAAACUUGCUGAGAAGAAGGCAAAUAUUGGAUAUAUUUAUGAGGACAGCACCGUGACACAGCCUGAACCUCAGCCAGACAAAGAGGAAGAUGACUCUGAGAAUAGUGAAUCUGAGGAAGAUGAGGGUAUUCCAGACAUAGAUGUGGAAGUAGAUGUUGAUGAACUGAAUGAUGAACAAUUGCUGGACCUUAAUAAAAUUGCAACUCCGUAUGGGAUGGCUGAAGGAGAUUUUGUCAGAAUGCUGAGAAAAGACAAAGAGGAGGUUGAGGCCAUUAAGCACGCCAAGGCUUUGGAGGCAGAAAAAGCAAUGUAUUCUGGUCGACGUUCACGUCGCCAGAGACGAGAGUUCAGAGAAAAAAGGCUAAAAGGACGACAGAUCAGCCCGCCCAGUUAUGCCAGAAGAGACAGUCCGACGUAUGAUCCCUACAAACGACCAGAGUCUGAAUCUAGUUCUGAAUCCCGGUCUCGGUCAAGGACCCCAGGACCUGAGAAGAUCACCUUUAUCACAAGCUUCGGAGGCAGCGAUGAGGAAGCCCCAGUAGUGGCUCUCCCUGCUGCUCCACAGUCGGCCCAUAACGCCUCCAAUGCGCAGCACCCCGCAGGUCGUAGCAGGGGCUCCCGGAGACAGCGAUCAUCUUCCAGUGCCAGUUCUUCCUCUGAUUCCUCAUCCAACUCUUCAUCUGGUUCCUCAUCGCACUCACGCCACGGCGCUCCAGAUCUAACUCACGGAGCAGAGGCUCUGGAUCCUGGAGGAGACGUGACAGGACAAGAUCUCGAUCCAAUGAUAGAGGCAGAGAACGGGAUCGAGACAGGAGAAGAUGCUCUUCACAUCGACGCUCAAGAUCACGCUCAGACUCUAGACAACGUGGUACUUCAUGUCGUGGGAGUCGCAGCAGCAGAGGAAACAGCAGAUCAGAGUCUCCCGGUCGUCCCACCUACAGCCCCUCUCCUCCUCAUAGAGGGGUACAGCCCUCCGCCACUUUUGUCUCUGAUAAGCUCAGAAAGCCUGAUACUGUGGGUGGUAAAGAGACUGGAGCCGCCAAAGUCAGUAAGAAUUACCCCACAGGAGCGACUAAAGUUGCGAAUGCAAAAGGCGCUUAACAAGCAGUCGAAAGCCGACAAGAAAGCUGCCCAAGUCAAAAUCCAACAGCAGGAAAAUAAGAGACAGGAGAGAGAGGGAGAGCUACGAGCUAUGGCACGGAAAAUACGGAUGAAAGAGCGAGAGCGUCGUGAAAGAGAGAGGGAUGAAUGGGAGAGACAAUAUGGCAGAGAAAGCCGCUCACCUUCUCCAUCCAAAUAUAGUCGAGAACACGACUCUCCUAGAAGAAGAUCUCGCUCUCGAUCGCGGAGUCCAUACUAUCGACACUGA